Molecule: messenger RNA, 2388 nt
Organism: Cyprinodon tularosa
Lineage: Eukaryota; Metazoa; Chordata; Actinopteri; Cyprinodontiformes; Cyprinodontidae
Product: microtubule-associated protein RP/EB family member 3-like
Exons: 9
Coding region: 203-1021 (272 amino acids)
Biological process (GO): spindle assembly; protein localization to microtubule plus-end; regulation of microtubule polymerization or depolymerization
Cellular component (GO): cytoplasmic microtubule; spindle midzone; microtubule plus-end
Molecular function (GO): microtubule plus-end binding
Source: RefSeq, a predicted model, not a curated record
CAAGUGCUUCCUGUGUGGCGCAUGCGCAGUUCCAGCGGCUUAGCUGGAGAACAGUCGGAUAGCAACGGGAAGACCAGGCAUCAACAGAAACAACGACACAGUGGUCAAAGGGGACGGCUUUCGCCUUGAUCUUUUCUCUGAGGUGGUUAAACCCAGUUUGGUUCUGAAUCAUUAAACACCAACAUAAAGGCACAGCAGGAGGAUGGCGGUAAAUGUCUACUCCACUUCUAUGAAUGCUGAUAACCUGAGUCGCCAUGACAUGCUGGCAUGGGUCAACGACUCUCUACAGCUCACCUACACAAAGAUUGAGCAGCUCUGUUCAGGUGCUGCCUACUGCCAAUUCAUGGACAUGCUGUUUCCUGGGUGCAUAUUGUUGAAAAAAGUCAAGUUUAACGCCAAACUGGAACACGAAUACAUUCACAACUUUAAGGUUUUACAGGCUGCGUUCAAGAGAAUGAAUGUGGACAAGAUCAUCCCUGUGGAGAGGCUGGUGAAGGGGAAGUUCCAGGACAACUUUGAGUUCCUUCAGUGGUUUAAGAGAUUUUUUGACGCCAACUACGAUGGGAAAGAGUACGACCCUCUACUGAUGAGACAGGGUCAGGAAGGAACGCCACCUCUGCCAAACCCAGGAGAACCAUUUCAUCCUAAACCUAAACGCCCCCCUCGCUCAGGUCCGAUGAGGACGUCUCCCACUGCCCCGAAGACCGUCCCUGUUCCACAGAGACAGAUCAACCCACCAGCAACUCGCAGGAACAACCCGGUUACCCGCAACGGAGGAGACGCAGAGCUCCUAGAACUCAACCAGCAGAUCAUGGAUAUGAAACUGACUAUAGAAGGGCUGGAGAAGGAGAGGGACUUCUACUUCGGCAAACUAAGAGACAUUGAGCUCAUCUGUCAAGAAAAUGAAAACAACCCAGUUCUGGGGAAAAUCAUUGACAUACUGUACGCUACAGAGGAAGGAUUUGCACCUCCCGAAGAAGAUGACAUUGAUGAAGGAGCACGAGAUCAGGAGGAGUUUUGAAUUCUUCCUCUUUUUCACCUCCAUCUCUCACCUCUCAUACUUUAAUCAGACCAUUGAGUCUUUUUAAUUUUUUUGCCUGGUUUUACCUUCCUAAGUUAACUUAAACAUUUUUCGACUUCUUCCAUCUCAUUCACGGCUUCACGUGUCCACGACGACUUUCUUGGACAGGCUAGGACUUUGACUGGCAGAGAACACUAACUUAGGUGUGUCUGGAUAAGGGCCCGGCAGCCUGGCUUGGCUUGACUGACUAAUUCUAACCCGUUUUAGAGGGGGCAGUUGGACUGCACUGUGAGUUCAGUCUGUCACUUGUUCAGAGAUAACAGCGAUGGGAUUUUAAAACUGCAGCACUGGAGCCAGCAGUGCUUUAAAUCUGUCUGUGAGGAGAAAAGAAGCCUCACACCAAGAUGUUUUACAUAAAACACUAGAAAUGUUUUACAAGCAUUUUGAUUGUCUUUUUGUUGUUUUUUUUCAAGUUGAGAUUAUAAAUGAUCUUUUGCCUUUUAGGAGUAAGGCCUGCAAAAUGGAAAUAUUUUGAUUAUAUGCUAAACAGUGAAUGAUUAGCUCAACAGACAUAUCACAGACUGAACAGUACGUAUGUACGCACUUAAAGCAGCUCUUCGCCCUGAGGAAAAAACAUUACUGAUGUUUUCAGUUUCAUCAAGUUGCUCAUCAAACUGUUCUGACUGCUUGUUAGGUGACAGCAUGGUGUAUUUAUGUUUCUAUUUAUUUAUUGAUAAUAUGCUCUGUACAGUUUCUGGAAAAAAGAAAAAUAUGGUUUGGAUUUGGAGAGAUUGACAGUCUUGCACUAUAUGUAGCAAAACAAACUGGCUGAAAUGAUCCAAAAUGCCAACAAGCAGUGAUUGGCUGCUGCUCCCAGGAGGAUACAGGAAGAUGCAAUUUUAUAUUUUUUAGAUUUAUUUUAAAGACAUGUGGUUUUUUUUAAUGCAUUGAAUCCUUCAGUGCCCAAGUCGUGGACGUCUUUUAAUUUCUCAAACAACCAUCAGGCUGUAAAAUAUAAAUUUACAAACACUGCAGACCAACACUACUAAAUACUAAUGUUUAUUUAGUUAAACAUUUUAGCUGCUACCAUUAUUCCUCUGUUGCCGCUUUCAGGUUUUCAUAUGUUGUGAAGCGUUAAAACACCGCCAUGGCUGCCAAGAAAAAAAGGCUUGGUUUGUUGUGAUUAAUACCCAGGAUGAGCGUGACUGACAUUAGUGGGAGCAGUCAGAGAGUAGGAAACAUCCAACACUCUCUUGCUGUUUUUUGUUGUUGUUUUUUUUUCCGACCAUGGUAGCCAUAUGAUCAACUUGCAUCAUUUGGAGUUACUGCUGGAAUGAAAUAAAGCUUUGAGGAUCAAGAAACUGAAA